UUUCAUCCUCAAAUGAAAUACUAUCGACGGUCAAGAAAACGUUUCACUCUUCACACGGAUCACUCUUUUCAACCGUCCAUGAAAAGUAUCAUCCUACGGCUAAAAAUGGAUCAUAAAAAAGCUUGGCUUCGAAUUCUCUCCCUUAUAUAUACGCCCCAAAACCCAAUCCCGUUUCAUCUCGUCUUUAACUUUUAUAAUCAUUGUUUGGUUGUCAGAGAAAAUCUUUGAGAAAAUGUCAGGAAGAGGCAAGGGAGGUAAAGGCUUGGGAAAGGGAGGAGCUAAGAGGCACAGGAAGGUUCUUAGGGACAAUAUCCAGGGAAUCACUAAACCUGCCAUUCGAAGACUCGCUCGUAGGGGAGGUGUGAAGCGUAUCAGUGGCCUUAUCUAUGAGGAAACCAGAGGAGUCCUCAAGAUCUUCUUGGAAAAUGUUAUUCGUGACGCUGUUACUUACACAGAGCACGCUCGGAGGAAGACGGUCACUGCCAUGGAUGUUGUUUAUGCUUUGAAGAGACAAGGUCGCACCCUAUACGGUUUUGGUGGUUAAUUCCCAAAACGAUUUCUGUACAAUCAAUCGGUUCCUGUCUUUUAGGGUUUUUAGGUUCUUUUCUUUUCUGGGUCUUUGGACAUAGAUUUGUUAUCUCUUACUAUCUGAUGUCAAUGUAGUCGGAAUUUGAGGAAAUGAAUCAAAAUUAUCUUAGAUUGGCUUCAAAA
Messenger RNA from Cannabis sativa, 711 nucleotides. RefSeq names its product histone H4. Lineage: Eukaryota; Viridiplantae; Streptophyta; Magnoliopsida; Rosales; Cannabaceae. The transcript has a single exon. Gene Ontology annotation, cellular component: nucleosome. Gene Ontology annotation, biological process: nucleosome assembly. The record is from RefSeq and is a predicted model, not a curated record. Gene Ontology annotation, molecular function: protein heterodimerization activity; structural constituent of chromatin; DNA binding. Bases 233 to 544 code for a protein of 103 amino acids.